Molecule: messenger RNA, 1137 nt
Organism: Cicer arietinum (chickpea)
Lineage: Eukaryota; Viridiplantae; Streptophyta; Magnoliopsida; Fabales; Fabaceae
Source: RefSeq, a predicted model, not a curated record
GAUCACUAUUCACAUUUCAAAAGAAACAACCACUCACAAUCACUUUCUCUCAACGCCAUUAUUUAUUUCCUUCACAACUUUUACAACAACAAACUUCUCUUCUCAUUCUUCAACUUUAGCUCUCUUUUCAUUAUAAAAUGGAAAACGGGGAUCAGUUCCAGGAAUCAAAGGCUAAAUAUGAUUGUCUUUUAUUUGAUCUUGAUGAUACACUUUAUCCUUUAAGUUCUGGGUUGUCAGGGCACGUGACCAAAAAUAUUCAAGAGUACAUGCUUCAAAAGCUUGGGAUACAAGAGGAUCAAGUUCCUGAAUUAUGUGUUUCAUUAUAUAAGACUUAUGGGACAACGAUGGCAGGUCUCAAGGCAAUUGGCUAUGACUUUGACUAUGAUGACUUUCAUGGCUUUGUUCAUGGGAAAUUGCCAUAUAAUAUGCUAAAACCUGACCCUGUUCUCAGAGGAAUUUUGCUAAGUCUACCCCUUCCAAAAAUUGUUUUUACAAACUCAGAUGAGGCACAUGCUAAUAGAGUGCUACAAAGGCUUGGAUUGGAAGAUUGUUUUGAAAGAAUCAUAAGCUUUGAGACUCUAAAUUCCUUCAAAUCCAAUAUAGAUGGCAGUGAAUAUAAACAAAGUUCCAAAGGAAUUUUUGAUUUUUAUGAGUACAUUUCUAGGCCUAAUGUUGAUACUGUGCUACCAAGGACCCCUGUUAUCUGUAAACCAUUUCAAGAUGCAUUUGAUAAUGUUUUUAAGAUGACAAAUAUUGAACCUCAAAGAACAUUGUUCUUUGAUGACAGUAUCCGCAAUAUACAGACAGGCAAAUCCUUGGGCCUUAACACUGUCUUGGUGGGUACUUCCCAAAGAACAAAAGGAGUGGAUUAUGCUUUGGAGAGCAUCCAUAAUAUAAAAGAGGCAUUUCCAGAACUAUGGGAAGGUGAUGAGAAGACUAAAAGUGUCAAGUAUUCUACAAAGGUUGCAAUUGAAACAUCGGUUAUAGCUUAACUUAUACAUCCACCUUCCUCAUCUUGUGCUGCCUAAUAUUGUUUUGGCAUCUCAAUUUCACUAAUGUACUACUUGUUAUCAGAAUCUGUUUUAUCUAAACUAUUUUUUGUAUGCCUUAUGCUUUAAAUAAUUUUAUAUUAAUAUA